Messenger RNA from Habropoda laboriosa, 1699 nucleotides. RefSeq names its product innexin inx7-like (gene Inx7). Gene Ontology annotation, biological process: phototransduction. NCBI's taxonomy places the organism in Eukaryota, Metazoa, Arthropoda, Insecta, Hymenoptera, Apidae. The record is from RefSeq and is a predicted model, not a curated record. The coding region runs from base 326 to 1534 and encodes 402 amino acids. The transcript has 7 exons. Gene Ontology annotation, molecular function: gap junction channel activity. Gene Ontology annotation, cellular component: gap junction; plasma membrane.
CGUGGUAAUUGAUAAGAAAGAAUAAGAUUUACUAGCUUCGAAGGUUUAGUUGUGAACACGAUCAACAUUCAAUCGGUAUUCGUGCCAGUAUUUUACGUGAAUUUUCAGUAUCUCACAAAACGUCAUUCUUACCGUUCGAUAAGUAUUACUUCUACGUACACGAAGUUAGUGUUCUCCGGAGACGGAGAGAGAGAGACAGAGAGGGAUACCGGAAGUAGUCGGUGGACGCCGGAGAACCGGAAGUGGCGCGGACAAGUAGCCACUAUUUCGAAGGAUCUCGAAGGUUGUGAUCCAGAGGGAAGAUUCACAACUUUCUUCCUAAAAGAUGGCCACCGUUUUGGCCACAUUCUCGGUCCUCAAGGAUCACGUGAAGCUUAAAGUCUCGCAGGAUGCUGUGGCCAUUGAUAAUAUGGUUUUCAAGCUGCACUACAGAGUCACGUUUCUGCUACUUCUGAUCAGUACACUCCUGGUGACGGCUAGACAAUUUAUCGGGGAGCAUAUCAGAUGUCUCGCUGGUGCUGCAAUGACCGAUGAUAAGAUGAAAGUAAUCAAUACCUACUGCUUUUCUACAUCUACGUACACUGUGGUGAAACACAUGAACCAGACAUCCGUCGAGCUGGGUGAGAUCGCACAUCCUGGCGUGGGACCUGCGACCAAAGAUGACUCCGUGGUGCAUCAUGCCUACUACCAGUGGGUGCCCUUCGUUCUGUUUUUUCAAGCGAUCCUCUUUUACGCGCCUCACUACCUGUGGCGGAAUGUUGAAGGGGGUCGUUUGAAAGUACUAGUGUCUGGAUUACACAUGGCGUCGUUAGCUCUACGAGAGAAUUCCUUGAGUACCAGCAACGGCAUCACUGUUCUAUCGGUGAACGAACGCAAGGAGAAGAUCCAACAGAUUCGAACUGCUUUUCUCAAUCGUAUUCACUUGAAUCGACCAUGGGCGUACUAUCUUGGCCUCUGUGAGGUUCUCAAUUUCAUCAACGUACUCGUCCAGAUUUACCUCACCGAUUGGUUCCUCGGCGGAGCUUUCCUCGGUCUUGGACAGACUCUGGCUGAAGGUACUGCCGAUGGAAAAGUGGAUCCACUCGAUGUCGUCUUUCCCAAGGUAACCAAAUGUGUCUUCCACAUGUACGGUCCAUCGGGAACGAUACAAAACUACGAUGCUUUGUGCGUGAUGGCGUUGAACAUCGUUAACGAGAAGAUCUAUGUGUUACUUUGGUAUUGGUUCAUCAUUCUCUCGGUGAUAACCGGUUUAGGAUUGCUUUGGAGGGUACUGACUAUGGUGUUGCACUCCAGGAGCGUGCAGUUCAACAAACUGGUGUUCUCCUUGGCUUGUCCAGGGAGGAACAAUCCAUGGAAUGUACUGGCGGUUACUCAUGAAUGUCACUAUGGCGACUGGCUAUUCCUCUACUAUAUAGCGAAGAACCUGGAGAAUCGCGUGUUUAAGGAACUGUUACUACAAGUGGCAGAGGACCUACAAGAAAGACGCCAGCUCCGGUUUAGUCUUUUAACGGAGGAGAAACCGUUAAAAGCUUAAGUGUCAGCCUUAACUCUCGCGCCAUGGAUAAGGGUGAUUGCUUGCAGGGUUGUUUCUUCGUUGGUGAUGUGAAUUUACAUUUCAACAGAUCGAUAAUAGGAUUGUGGACAAAUGAGAGAAUAAAAUUUCUUCUUUUUCUAAUUUCUUAUCAAAAAGAGUAUUAUU